CAGAGCCAGACAGGUGGAUUUAUCAGUUUUAUGUUGCCCUUCUGGACGGAGAUGAAAUGGAUGGAUUAAUCUGACGGAGGGGGACGUUGGUUAUUCCCACCCGAAUGGAGUAACAGGCUGCAAUGUCAUCUCCACCUGGCCGCCUGGAGAGAUGUGUCACGGGAAUGGGAUCAAGUUUGAACACGGUUCCUCUGGUUUCACGGAUGCUGUGAGAAGGAACCAAAAUGCCAGAAAAAGCACAGGUCUCUGCGGCCGCCUGCUCGGGCGCUCGCCCCACGGGAGUACAACCCAGCAGCAACAUUCCACGCACGGACUCCGAAGAAGAAGGCACAAAACGUCCACAACCCCGACUCCGCAGCAGCAGCCACGCUUCUUUGUGACACUGAAGGGUAUGAUGGGUGUAGCGGGCUGGACCUUGGUCCUACUCUCCUCAGUCAUGAUGCCUGUGGCAUCCCAAAAGCCUCCAGCACUCAGCGUGGGUGUGAUAAUGGGCCAGACACGCCCGGUAGCCGACCAGAACCUUCGGCCUCCUCGGCGCCCAGAUGAUCCACUUGAUGUCUCUGUAGUCAUCCUGAAGAUCAACCAGACAGACCCAAAGUCUAUAAUCACACAGGUGUGUGAACUUGUGUCUCGCACCCGUCUCCAUGGCCUUGUGUUUGCUGAUGGCACCGAUCAGGAGGCCAUUGCCCAGAUCCUAGACUUCCUUUCUGUACAGACACAGCUUCCGGUUUUGGGAGUUCAUGGAGGCUCCUCUAUGAUAAUGGCUGAUAAGGACGAGAAGUCCACUUUCUUCCAGUUCGGCGCAGCUUUGCAGCAGGAGGCUCUUCUCAUGCUUGCAAUCAUGGAGGAGUAUGACUGGCAUGUUUUUUCCAUUGUAACUUCCAAGUUUCCCGGCUUUCAGGAUUUCAUCAGCACGCUGAGACUGUCUGUGGAUCACAGCUUUGUUCGCUGGGACCUGCAGAGUGUUGUGACACUCGAUGCUAUAGAUGGUGACCCCAACUCAAAAUCACACAUUGCUCUCAAGAGGAUACAAAGCCCUGUUAUACUGCUGUACUGUUCCAAGGAUGAGGCAGUAUAUAUCCUGGAGGAAGCUCGGUCGUUGGGUCUAAUAGGAGCCGGUUACAUCUGGAUUGUGUCAAGUCUCACCACUGGAAAUCCAGACUUAACCCCUGAGAUGUAUCCCCUGGGUAUGAUCUCCGUAUCCUAUGACGACUGGGUGUACCCGCUGGAGACGCGGGUGCGGGACGGGGUCGGCAUCAUUUCCUCUGCAGCCACCUCCAUGCUGCGAGAGAAGGGGGAGCUGCCGGAGGCCCAGACCAGCUGCUUCAGCACACCAUCAGACAGAAGCCCUGGAAAGCUCCCACCUAGUGCCCUGCGCAGACACAUGAUGCAUGUGUGGAACGAAGGACGAGAUCUAUCCUUUACUCCAGAUGGUUACCAGGCCAACCCCAGAUUGGUUGUCAUUGUCUUGAACAGUGAAAGGAAAUGGGAGAAGAUGGGCCGCUGGGAGAACGGGACACUGUCGCUCAUGUUUCCAGUGUGGCCGAGAUAUAACGCCCAUGGGGAUGAGGAUGCUGAUGAGAAUCACCUCUCCAUCGUUACUCUUGAGGAGAAGCCUUUUGUCAUUGUUGACAAUGUAGACAUCCUCACCGGCACCUGCAAUAGAAACUCUGUGCCCUGCCGUAAACAUGUCAAGCUAAACAGCACAUCAGGAGCAGGAGGUGCCUAUAUCAAACAGUGCUGCAAAGGUUUCUGUAUCGACAUUCUGAAGAAGAUUGCCAGGAAUGUCAAGUUUACCUAUGAUCUAUAUUUGGUUAUCAACGGAAAACAUGGGAAGAAGAUCAACAAUGUGUGGAACGGCAUGGUUGGAGAGGUGGUGUAUAAGAAGGCCAUCAUGGCUGUGGGGUCACUGACCAUCAACGAGGAGAGGUCAGAGGUCAUCGACUUCUCCGUGCCCUUCGUAGAGACUGGCAUCAGCGUCAUGGUGUCACGCAGCAACGGAACCGUUUCACCCUCUGCCUUUCUUGAGCCCUUCAGCGCAUCGGUUUGGGUGAUGAUGUUUGUGAUGCUGCUCAUUGUUACAGCCAUCGCCGUCUUUCUCUUUGAGUUUGUCAGUCCACUGGGCUUCAACCGCAACUUGGCCCAAGGCAAAGACCCACAUGGUCCAUCGUUUACCAUCGGAAAGGCCAUAUGGCUGUUGUGGGGUCUGGUUUUCAACAACUCUGUGCCCGUGCAGAACCCAAAAGGCACCACCAGUAAAUUCAUUGUGUCCGUGUGGGCCUUCUUUGCUGUCAUCUUCCUGGCCUCCUACACUGCCAACCUAGCCGCCUUCAUGAUCCAAGAAGAGUUCGUGGACCAAGUCACUGGAUUGUCUGACAAAAAGUUCCAGAGCCCAUACUCCUACUCCCCGCCGUUUCGCUUUGGGACGGUUCCCAACGGCAGCACUGAGCGCAACAUUCGGAAGAACUACCCAGAUAUGCACCAGUACAUGACUAAAUACCACCAGACCGGCGUCGUGGAUGCGCUGGUCACCCUCAAGACAGGAAAGCUGGACGCAUUCAUUUAUGACGCUGCAGUCUUGAACUACAUGGCAGGCAGAGAUGACGGCUGUAAGCUUGUGACCAUCGGCAGCGGUUACAUCUUUGCGACCACAGGUUAUGGGAUCGCCCUACAGAAAGGAUCGUAUUGGAAACGUCUAGUCGAUCUGGCCAUACUUAGCAUCAUAGGGGACGGUGAGAUGGAGGAGCUGGAAGCGCAGUGGCUGACAGGGAUCUGCCAUAAUGAAAAGAACGAGGUGAUGUCCAGUCAGCUGGAUGUGGACAACAUGGCAGGGGUCUUCUAUAUGCUGGCUACAGCCAUGGGCCUCUCCAUCCUUACCUUCAUCUCGGAGCACCUUUUCUACUGGAGGCUGAGAUACUGCUUCACCGGUGUCUGCUCUGGCAGGCCGGGCAUGCUCUUCACUAUCAGCAGGGGUAUAUGGAGCUGUAUCCACGGCGUUCACAUUGACAUGAAGAAGAAGGCACCCGAGCUGGACUUCAGUCCUCAAGCCAAUAUGCUGCACUUGCUCAGAUCUGCCAAGUCCAUUGCCAUGUCAUCACCCAAACGCAACACAGUCCUCGUUCAACCCAGCAUCCUAGACAUGAUGUCGGGGAAAGGUAACUCACUCCACACUCUGCCUCAGAAGGGUCCUGGUCUCUAUAGCAACGCUGCUGGUCCACAGGCUUUCCUGUCAUUGUCUGGGCGACAUAAAAACCACCUCAACAAUGCUGCACCGUUUCCUGGGCAACAAACCCCCCCCCCUCUCCAGACCAGCCCAAACAAGCCCCAGUUGUCAAUCACCAACGACAACGGCAAGAACCGCCUGGCCGGCCCUGCCAUUGCCACAUCUAAGCCGCGGGCCCUAUGGAAGAAAAGUGUGGAAACGCUGAAGACUCAGCCAAGUGUCGUGUCUCCAGGAGGCCCGAGCCCCACCCCAGGUUCAGGAAGCGGACCUCUGCAGAUGAAGAGCCAGCGCUACCUGCCAGAAGAGCCGCAACACUCAGACAUGUCAGAGUGUUCCAGUAGGCCGCCAUCGCACAAAGAUUCAGACUCCAUGGCCGCGAGGGGUGGAUUUAAGCCAAUCAAUCAGCUGAGGAAGAGGGGCGGAGGUGGAGGAGGAGGCGGUGGAGGAUCCAAGAUCUACUCCAUUGACUCUGACCAGGCCAGCCUCCAAUCUGCUCCUCCGUACCAGAGAGACAGCCAGGGGGGAAGUGAUGAUCACAGUUACCCCCCUGACCUCUUUCCACCUGACAGCACUUACCCACACUCACACCAGUCAGAGACACCCAUUAUGCAGCUGAGCGCCAGCCUCCUGCACCACAGUCACAGCGCCGAGGCUGACCUGAACUCCCUGAAGGACAAGAAAUACAGCACCUACACACAUAGCAGUGUAAAGGACAAAUCAGCCGGUUCAUUUGAAGCUCCAGGUUCAGGUUCGACGGCCCAAGGCCAAGGCUCCAGGCCAGGUCACUGUCGAACCUGCCUGACCAAGCUUAGCAGUUACUCUGGCCUCUACACUGUUCGCUCCCCGCAAGCCCGCUGCGAUGCUUGUGCCCACCUGGGAAACCUAUAUGACAUCAGUGAAGAUCACCUGCACUCGCACUACACCCACAGUCACCCACACAGUGGUGACAUGUUUACUCACUACCUUCCCCAGACCGAGUUGGACCUGGUGGGCGAAGGGGAUGGGCUUGUCAGCCACUUUGAGCCCACCCCGUCUUCGCCGUCUCCUCUGCCCAGCUCCCCAUCUGCACAGCACCUCCAGCUGAGUCGUCAGCACUCCUACGAGAACGUGCUUCCAGACGGCAUUCCCGAGCGGCAGUCACAGCCUCACCACCACAUGCGAGGACUCAGCCUGCCUGACAGGGAUCGGGACAGGGAGCUGAUCCUGGAUGACGAGGCCUAUGCCAAUGUUCUCACAAUGCGUUCUGACCGGCCAUACAGCAGCCGCAGCCCGCCGUCUCCAUCCCCAUCUCACCACCACAGCCUGGACAUCCCGAUGCCUAUGCCGCGGCGCUCCAAGAGCCUCCUGCCGGAUCGCCCAUCACACAACCCCUUCUUGCAUUCAGCCCCUGGCACAGCACAACGAGACUCCGCCUCCCAGGCUGUCACGCGCAUGCCACAGAAAACUUCCUCCCAUGAGCUCUAUAAGCAGAGGAUGCAGCUGUCGCUCACUCUCGGCAACCACGGCAGCCAUCAUGUCAACCACCAUGGUGGCCAUGUCGACCAACAGGUGUUUUACCCUCAGCAAGAGCCUCCUAUGGUGGCCUACAUGGUCCCACCUGCUGCCUCGCAGCCAAUGAGCUACGUGACAGCACCGCGAGCCUCGAGCGCAGGCGGCAACCGGCCCCGACUGUACCGCCGCAUGCCCAGCAUCGAAUCUGAUGUCUGAGAGUCACAAAUAAUGCACUUUUACUCUCACCCAACACACACGAACACACAAGCAUGCAGGGAGAAACUGUGUGUGACUGGACCCGGCAGCUCUGAUUCUAAGCACAUAUGAAGAUACAGACACACACACACACACACACACAAACACACUCACAGAGGAAAGACUGCGAGCUCAGCAGUGGACCAAAGGGGUUAACAGUGAUAUAGAGUAAAUACAUUUCUUUAUUAAGCCCUCUGCAGGGCAGCAAAGGGGCCACAGGGACACCUGGAGGCAAAGUUGCAAAAUCAGUAGUGUGUGUGUGUGUCAGUGUGCGUGUACUUGCCUGAAGAUAUGGGCAGCGGGGCACAAACUGACAAUACUUUUAACUAGAUAGAUGGGACUCCUUGUGGGAUAAACAGGACACAGAUCACAGAAUCCAGUGCCAACAGUGGGAUCUCACAAAAAAAUUAACAAAGAGUUAGGAAGACGAGUGAACCCAUCCCACCCUCCCUGAGAUAAAGGGGUCACAGAGGGUCUCUUUUUUCCUGAGAUUACACACAAACACACACAUGUACACGUGUAUCACCCCAACAGAUCCCACCUUUCUACCUGUCCACCUUUCUUCUCCAGGACUCUCCUGUUGCACUAUGAUUUCUUCUCCGGUCAACCUGUUUGUUGUCUGAGCCUCCAAACUGCACUGCUUAAAGAGUAGUCCACUACACAGAAGUAAUCCUUGACUUGAAUCAAAAGUACUAUCUAUGUAAAAGACUGGAAGGCAGGCAGGUUGUCGGAAGACACAGGUCUGAGAAUAAAGCUACUGCCUGCAGAUGUACAAACGCUUGAACACACACACAAAGUAAAAACAAAGACAGAUUCUGCAUCUGUUUUUUAAGGGAGAGUUAAAACUUACAUACUGUUUGUUAUUGUUGAUGUCAGUUAAUUGAAAAUUCUAAAAAGUGGACCAAAUGCGGCCACCAGAAAAAAAAGCCUCUCGGGAUGAGAGUGUGUGUUCCUGGGUUUCUAGAUCUAACAAAGUGCAGUAUCCUUGCUUCCUCUCUUAGCUAGCCUUCAGGUCUUACUGCAUGCUUCCUACUGCCCUGUGUUACACUUAAACUCCUUAUACAGGGUCAUAUAUGCACACGCACUCACACCUGCACAAACACAAGGUACAUGCACAUUAUGACACACAUGCACAUGUGCAUAUUUGCAAUAGUUUAGGAUAGUAGAAUAGAGUGGAUGUGUGAGUGUGUGAAGCUAUGAGAUAGCUUCUCUUUGUGCACUUUGUAGAUUUUAUACCCCCGCCACCCACACAGAUGUUUGACCAAAAACACUUUUGUACUGAAAAAUAUGAAUAUUCUCAGUCACUCGCUGGAUAGAUGUUUUCUUUUUCCUCUUAUUUCUCUUACGCGUUGGGUUUUAGGGCACCAUGAAGGGCCAAGCUCUUCUAGGAUCAAACGUUUUUUUAGCAUUAGACAAAGGGUUACCGCAUCAUGCAUACAGUAUACAUGACACAAACACUUUACCUGUGUUUGCUUUUACAGAGCUCAUCCCUCCAAUGAGCCUUUUUCUGCUUUCCUCAUCAGAUGGUUUCCGUUUAUUUUCUCUAUUGCUUCUUAUAGCUCUUCCCCUGCUUCCUGCUGUAGAGUAGAUAAAGUAUCAAAAGAGUAAAGUUCAGUCUUGGUGUUUAAAGAAAUCUUCCACUUUUGCUGGAAAUCACUUCAUAUCAGUAGUUGUGAAAACUCAUCGGAUUCAGCACUGUUUCUCUUGGGAUGCGGUGUCCUUUUCUAUGUAAAACAAAAGGACUUGCAGACUUUUUGAAAUGUUUUUAUGGUGAAUUUUUGGUCAGAGUGCGACAUCGGGUGCUGGUUUUUCCUCAUCGAAGUUAUCGUCAGAGUAGCUGGUACAGCACUCGAGUGCCCCUCUGCUGGUGAGAGCACCGUGUUGCGUUUCAGUCCAGAGAGGCACGUGGAAAAGGCAGAGUUUGCAAAGUGACUUGUUUCAGAAGCACGCGUGCACACAAGCACACACUCUACAGGCCGGCAAUGUUCGUAUGAGUGUUUUAGAAAUCCAUAACCUACUGAACAAGGGCAUUGAUUUUUCAUCACAAGGAUUUUGAUGGAAACAGGACUUGAUAUUCCAUUAGCUGAGUGUCUGUCUCUAUUCUCUUUUUUGCUAUUCUCAUUUCUCUCUCACACAAACAAACACAUUCACUUAUAUACAGUACAUAAGCGGCAAAAAGAAAGCAGGACAGUUUUUUUUAAAAAAGAGAAAAGAAAAUGCACCUUUCAAUGGUGAGUGCUGCCCCUAUUUUGGUAAUCUUAACAGAUUUCUUGUGUAAGUUAUAUGCACAAUAUCAGGUUGCAAUAUUAUACUUCUGUACAGAUAUUUUUUUGGUUUGUUUUAAAUGUUAGAAAAUUAUUUCAUUUGUUUGAUUUGAACUCAUUUCAAAUGCAACGUGGCUUUUUAAAUUCUGCUUUAAAAAAAUGAAAAGCAUGUUUUAGAUACUUAUGUCAUUUUAUUCCCCCCUCCCCUCCUUCCUCUGAAGUGUUAUAGGCUGGGAACUCACUGUACAGUCGUUACAAAUGGGUUAACACACUGGUUAACCAUUUGGGUCGGCUAACAAGUUAACCAACUACACAUAGCUGAAUCAUAUUCGAUGACUGUUCAGCCUGUGUGGUUUAAACAAAUCCCCGUCCCGCCCACUGUGUUCUCCUCCACCACGAGUCUGUGCUUUUCCACCUUUGAGUGUGAGAGUAUUUCUCUGUGUGUUUGUGUGUUUCACAUUGUGAAGGCAUUUGUACAAAACAGAGGAUGUGUGUAUUAGAGGUUUCUUGGGGUGUGUGUAUGUGUGCGUGUACGUGUGCUUUUGGUAUACUCUUUUUUUCAUCCUACACACAACAUUUGACCUGGCUAUUAUUAUUCAUGCAACACAAAUAGAGAAAUAAACAUGCAAAUGCACACACACACACACAUACAGACAUGGCAUACAGACUGUCACGUUAAAGUGAGUAUGUAGGAUUAGUUUUGUAUAUCCAGCGCCACACAUUUUUUCUUUACUUUUUUCUUUUAUUCAAUUUUUUUAUUUUGAUUUGGUUACUGCAUGACAUGCUUGUGUUUUUAGUGGUACCUAUUUUGCUGCAACAUAUGGUUUUCCCUAAGUUUGGACCCUCAGGGCUACACACACCAACGCGAGCCCUUCCACCCUGACUAUACCGACACACCUUUCAGUUUCAGAGUCCCACAAGUUGUGUUUUCUGCUUGGGUUGUGAGCAACAUUGCACUUGGCUGACUUUGGCUCAACGUAAGCCACCACAAGAAAUCCUUUUUAUGUAUUUCAGACUCAACUGAGAUCUUAGUUUCAAAGUCAUUCCUCCAGUUCUGGGUUAAAGGAGUGUGUUGGUGUGUAGUCCUGUGAGUCGCUGCUGUGUUUCAAACCUGUGUAUAAGUUCAGGGGUUUCAAAGUUACUAGUUGUGUUGUAAAUACUACCUUAUCACUCAGUACCUCUGUACAAUCUGUAAAUAAGUAAAGGUUACAUUUUUCUACUU
This is a messenger RNA of Girardinichthys multiradiatus, 8455 nucleotides long. RefSeq names its product glutamate receptor, ionotropic, N-methyl D-aspartate 2A, b (gene grin2ab). Gene Ontology annotation, molecular function: transmitter-gated monoatomic ion channel activity involved in regulation of postsynaptic membrane potential; NMDA glutamate receptor activity. The transcript has 20 exons. Gene Ontology annotation, cellular component: postsynaptic membrane; NMDA selective glutamate receptor complex; plasma membrane. Lineage: Eukaryota; Metazoa; Chordata; Actinopteri; Cyprinodontiformes; Goodeidae. Gene Ontology annotation, biological process: monoatomic ion transport; long-term synaptic potentiation; excitatory postsynaptic potential. Bases 152 to 4930 code for a protein of 1592 amino acids. The record is from RefSeq and is a predicted model, not a curated record.